AUGGCCUCAGACCUUGAACAGAGCCUUUGCCGGCUGCAGAUAGGCGAUUCAAGUGAGUCGGAUUCGUACGCCUCUCUCGCAGAUUCGACCGAAGAAUUUAGGGAUGACAUGUCAUCGGUCGACUACGAGCGUCCUCUCUCCACCCUCGAACGCGUCUUUUCCACCCACAUCCCUAUCCUCGAGUCCUUCCUCCUCCAAGCGCCUACCGAUACCAUAUUCCGUCUUUAUCAUACCUCCAAUUACCUACGCACGUUCCUAAGGUCAUAUCCCACGGCAUGGCAGUAUCUUUCAUUUCGCCUUCUUUUGCCGUCGGGCACCCAGGUGCGUCCUGUUACUGCCGGAACGGAUGCUCAAACUGUCCAGCGGCAAUCGAGGCCCUACGCCCUGGACCAGUUACUCCUCCACGUUGUUAUACCAUUCAGCCCGAUAUUGAGAAGCUUGGAUCUGGAUAACACUGCCGUUUCAGGUCAGAAUCUUAUUUCGACCGUGCUAAACGCGAGGAGAGAUACCCUCGAACAUGUUUCCGUUCGAGGUUGCAAAAACGUCUCCUUGAAGUAUCACAUCAUACCGUAUCUCACCAUGUACGGGCUGCAGUAUGAUGCAGAUAUAAAAACAAGAUCAAGUUCAUCUCAGAAAGUCAAACAUCUUGCCCUCAAAAGCCUCUAUACCUACCGAUGCAGACAUCAUAGACGACGCCCUUACCUUACUUCAUCUUUGCUCCGAAGAGAUUCAGAUUCUGAGCCGACCCACGAGUUAGUGAACCUCUGUCAUAAGCUUGGAAUCUGGACAGACACCGCGUGGUGUACCACUCCCGCUGGGCGCUGUUUCCGGAGAAGGGGUUAUGUCUCGAUGCGUGUCCCGCAAGGCACUCCCGAAGUGUGGGUGGUAUUUGAUCGGCUAUGGCGGUCUAAGAACUGGAUAGGAUCCGUUUCUGAUACGGGGGAGCCUCCCAAGCGUGACGGAAAAUUAUGGGAACAUGAUGAAACCGGAUGCUACGGCGAGGCUCUUGGGACCAACAACGGACGUCUGUACGGUGAGGGGAAAACAGUGCCCACACAUUUGCGAAAGAGCCACAGAAAAUUCAUCGAGAACAUAAAGUGCAAUUCAUGCAUGGAAGAAAUUCAUGAGAGCUGUGCGUAUAGGACUCCAUACCUAAAAGAACCAAAAGCAGAAGGUGAAGGCCCGCAAAAUAGCUUCUGGUGGGCUCCUGGCGCUACUAUCUCACCAUGUUCAAUGCAAGAGCCUUCUGACGCCCAGGGCAAUGCAACUGGAACUAACAACAACCCUCAGCAAGGCGGCCCAACUCCAAUAACAUACCCUACACUCAAAUUUCGAUGGUGCUGCACUGAGCCUACAUUUACAGGUGGUGGUGGAAUUAGCAUUGGACAAGGCCGUGAUGUUGAUCGGAUGCGCGCAGCGCCCCUCCCCAAAGCUCAAGGCUGGGAAGACCCUGAAUAUACAUCGAAUGAAUGGAACAAAGCAUUUCCAACCUAUGCUUAUGGAGAUCCAUCCAAGCGAGAUUAUACCCUUGCAGAAGGGCAUUUGGAAAUGAUGCGGUGGCUGCUAGGCCCGCCAAACCACCAGUCUUCACAGUGUCCUCGCAAUCUAUGUCACGAGUGUUUUGAAUCGCCUCAGUGGAAAGUCCAUUGCAAAGCCUGUUCAAAGCCUUUGUGCAUGGAACAUGACCUACGCGGCCUCCGUCUUCGGAUUUGUGGCUAUCGGGACCUUUUCAUGGAGAAGAUCACUAUUGAUUAUUCACCAAAUGCAAAUGCUGCACAUGGACGCGAAAGACAACCAAUUCCACGCCCCUCCUCAGUUCCGGAUUUGCCUACGAAUAGUCUACAAGGUAGUAAUCUCACUCAUUUCGACGUUCCACCCUACCUACAGUAUUCCACCCCUCAGGCAAAUAGUCUUACCAACGAGAAUCACACGCGGAAUUCGACAGCCAGCUCAAAUAAUCAUACUCGGGCCUCCUCGCCAUCCUCUGCAGUCCUUGAAUCGCCCCUAAAAAUGGAAAAGUGGAAAGGCUGUCAGUCUUUUUUCUGUCCGGAGUACGGCGUGGCUGGGGAUAAACGACAACGCUGCACGAGUAUCCUGAACGAAUGCACGUCGUGUUCAGUCCACGUCUGUCAGGAUUGCAUCCGUGCAUAUCCGCCUUGUACAUGCUCCUUUUGCAUGAGCAAGUACCUCUGCCCCAAUUGUCAUUCGGUGGCCGUCCAAAAUGGCGCCUGUCGUCGCCUUGAAGAAGAGCGGGCAAAAUAUUUACAAAAGCAAAGGGCUGGGCUCGAAAUGCUUGAUGUCGCGCUAGAGCGUCGUAUCGCAAACGAAGUUGCUGGGUUUGCUGGCCAAUUUUUCGGCGGAUUAUCCAGCAGCAGCAGUCAAGUUGGAUUCGAACAUAUUGAAAAUAUUGAACACAGUGGCGAAUUUGAUAUACACGCACCGCCAUUUCUAGAUCAAUAUGAUGGUGUCCCCCAAGACGAUGCUAACGCCCAAGAGCAAGGUUAUGGCUUUGCGGAUGCCCAGCCUGUUCAUCCAUAUGAUGAGGAAAUUGAUCAGGGAGAGAGUGGAUCAGAGCGAACAGAUGUUGUGGUUGGUGAGAUUGGUUAA
Molecule: messenger RNA, 2607 nt
Organism: Uncinocarpus reesii 1704
Lineage: Eukaryota; Fungi; Ascomycota; Eurotiomycetes; Onygenales; Onygenaceae
Exons: 2
Coding region: 1-2607 (868 amino acids)
Source: RefSeq, a predicted model, not a curated record